Messenger RNA from Rubroshorea leprosula, 1141 nucleotides. NCBI's taxonomy places the organism in Eukaryota, Viridiplantae, Streptophyta, Magnoliopsida, Malvales, Dipterocarpaceae. The record is from the annotation of a GenBank genome assembly.
GGAAGCUCACUCAAACUCAAACCGUAUGGCUCCGGGAAGAAACCACCGUGCGCUCCUCCUCUCCUUCCUCCUCCUCCACGCUGUCGCGAAGCCGGCAUUCGCACAAUGCAAGUCGGAUACCGUCGACCGCAAAUGCCACGACAAGGAAAAAUCGUUGAAACUGAAAAUCAUUGCCAUUUGCUUGAUUUUAGCAGCGAGUGCCGUCGGGGUAUGCUUGCCAUUACUUUCGAGGCUGGUACCGGCGCUUCACCCGGACGGAAAUUUGUUCUUGUUGGUUAAGGCAUUUGCUUCCGGGGUUAUACUUGCAACUGGGUACAUGCACGUGUUGCCGGAUUCUUUCAACGACUUGAUGUCGCCGUGUUUACCCACGAAUCCGUGGAGGAAGUUCCCGUUCACGACGUUCGUGGCAAUGCUUUCGGCUGUGGCGACACUUAUGGUGGAUUCAUUAGCCAUGUGUUGGUAUAAAAAGAGGGUUGGUACUGAAAAUGUGGUUGUGGAAAAAGGAAGCAUAGAUAUGGAGAAUUUUGAACAUGGAAACCACCAGAGUAAUGAAGUUCAAUCGGCAUUGAAUUCGCUAAUGCGCCAUCGUGUUAUUGCUCAGGUGCUAGAGUUGGGAAUUGUAGUUCAUUCGGUGGUUAUUGGUCUUGCAAUGGGAGCAUCAGACAAUUUCUGCACCAUAAGACCACUCAUUGCUGCACUUUGUUUCCAUCAACUCUUUGAAGGAAUGGGGCUUGGUGGUUGUAUACUGCAGGGACCUUUCUUUAAUCCAAUGGCUGAAUAUGGACUCAAGAUGAAAGCAACAAUGGUAUUCUUCUUCGCAUCCACAACUCCAUUCGGGAUUGCUCUAGGAAUUGGUCUGUCAAAUGUGUACGGUGAGAGCAGCCCAACUGCACUGAUUGUGGUAGGACUCCUAAAUGCUUGCUCAGCUGGGCUGCUCAACUACAUGGCAUUGGUAGAUCUCUUAGCAUCUGAUUUUAUGGGGCCGAGACUUCAGGAUAGUAUGAAGCUCCAAACAUGGGCAUAUGCUGCAGUCUUAAUAGGUGCAGGGGGUAUGUCAUUGAUGGCAAAAUGGGCUUAGUAAAUCCAAGGACAUGUAUCCUCUUCCUUACCCAAUUUUGUGGAAUAUAAUAUCUUCUACUUU